This is a messenger RNA of Phaeoacremonium minimum UCRPA7, 1044 nucleotides long. Its product is annotated as putative l-threonine 3-dehydrogenase protein. NCBI's taxonomy places the organism in Eukaryota, Fungi, Ascomycota, Sordariomycetes, Togniniales, Togniniaceae. The transcript is spliced from 9 exons. Bases 1 to 1044 code for a protein of 347 amino acids. The record is from RefSeq and is a predicted model, not a curated record. Gene Ontology annotation, molecular function: zinc ion binding; oxidoreductase activity.
AUGGCCGAUCUUCCCAAGACCAUGAAGGCAUUGCAGUAUGCCAAAGCAGAGGACUUCUCCGUAGUUGAGGUUCCCCUGCCAGAAAUUCGAGAUGACGAUGUCCUCGUCAAAGUCAAAGCAUGCGGUGUGUGCGGAACAGAUCUGCACAUCCACGAGGGAGAAUUCAUUGCAAAAUUCCCUCUGAUCCCCGGUCACGAGACUGUGGGCGUUGUUGCUGCCGUUGGCAAGGAUGUCAAGUCGUUCAAGGUUGGCGACCGGGUUGCAGCCGACAACUCAGAACUGUGUGGUCACUGCUUCUACUGUCGCCGUGGCGAGCCUUUGCUCUGCGAGAAUUGGUCCGGCCACGGUACAACCCUUCCAGGUGGUUUCGCCGAAUACUGCGCCUACCCUCAGAAGCAGAUCUUUCCAAUCAAGAACCUUAGUGAUGUUGAGGCUACUCUAAUUGAGCCUGCGUCUUGCGCUUGCCAUGGUCUUGAUAAGAUUCGCCCUCGCCUAGGAUCGAGCGUUCUGAUGUUUGGUGCUGGUCCCACCGGUCUUAUGCUGGCCCAGCUACUGCGGCAGAACGGAGGUUGCUCUGUGACCAUCGCUGCACCUGGAGGUCUCAAGAUGGAUCUGGCGAAGAGCUUGGAUGCUGCGGAUCACUAUGUCGAGCUGUCUCGAACCGACCCUAGCGCACAGUUCGAUCAGAUCAAGAAGGACAAUCCUUAUGGCUUUGAUGUUGUUGUCGAGGCCACCGGCUCGGUCAAGCUUCUUGAGGAUGCUAUCAACUACUGCCGACGUGGAGGCACGCUUGUAGUCUACGGAGUUUACGCCCACUCUGCUCGUGUCUCUUGGCCACCCGCCAAGAUCUUUGGAGAUGAAAUCCGAAUUAUUGGAUCUUUCUCCGAGACUUUCAUGUUCCCGGCAACUAUCGAAUAUCUCGACUCGGGGAAGAUCAAGACCAAGGGCAUUGUCAACAAAACCUUCAAGUUGGAGCAGUUUGGCGAAGCCCUGCAGUCUAUCAAGGACAAGAGCGCCAUCAAGGCAGCCAUUGUCUUUGACUAA